Molecule: messenger RNA, 1659 nt
Organism: Babesia ovata
Lineage: Eukaryota; Apicomplexa; Aconoidasida; Piroplasmida; Babesiidae
Product: T-complex beta subunit
Exons: 1
Coding region: 1-1659 (552 amino acids)
Biological process (GO): protein folding
Cellular component (GO): chaperonin-containing T-complex; cytosol
Molecular function (GO): ATP-dependent protein folding chaperone; ATP binding; ATP hydrolysis activity
Source: RefSeq, a predicted model, not a curated record
AUGGCGUCGUCUCAGUUCUACGGGGAGGUGACUCCCGACGUAUUGAAAGGUGGAGCGCAAGAGGACAAGGGUGAGACGGCGCGUAUGCAAUACUUCAUCGGUUCGAUCGCGGUGGGCGACUUGGUGAAGACGACCCUGGGCCCGAAGGGUAUGGACAAGAUUCUGCAGCCGAUGAACAUGGAGGGUCCUCGCGGGGAGAACGUCAUCACCAACGACGGCGCGACCAUUCUGAAGUCGGUGUGGCUGAACAACCCAGCUGCUCGCAUAUUGGUCGAUGUGUCGAUGCAGCAGGAUUCCACCUGCGGAGACGGUACCACUGGCGUGGUGGUUUUGGCAGCCGAGCUUCUGCGCAAUGCCGAAAAGCUCAUCGAGCAACGCAUCCAUCCGCAGAUCAUUUGCCUGGGUUAUCGUCGUGCCCUGCAGGUUGCUCGUAAGCGUCUGGAGGAGAUUACGUUUUCCAGUCUCUCCAACCCCGAAAAGUUCGAGUCUGACCUGUUCAAGAUAGCUUGCACCACUCUUUCAUCGAAGUUGCUUCGUCACGAGAAGGAGCAUUUUGCGCGAUUGGCUGUGAAUGCGUUGUUGCGCAUGAACCGUGACCUGAAGGAGCACGGUGGCGGCUUGAAGGAUGCCUCGUCCCACAUUAAUUUGAGUUUGAUCCAGGUCAUCAAGAAGCCUGGCGGUUCGCUUAAGGACUCCUACCUGGAGGAAGGUUUCAUUUUGGAGAAGACCAUAGGUGUCGGUCAGCCAAAGAGCUUGACCGACUGCAAGGUGAUGAUCGCCAACACCCCCAUGGACACUGACAAGGUGAAGAUUUACGGCGUGAAGGUAAAUGUGGACAGCUUCGAAGCUGUGAGCGCGCUUGAGCAGAGCGAGAAGCAGAAGAUGAAGAACAAAGUCGACCGCAUUUUGCGUCACGGCUGCAACGUGUUCAUCAACCGCCAGUUGAUUUACAACUACCCCGACCAACUUUUCAAGGAGGCCGGAGUGAUGACAAUUGAACACUCCGACUUCGACGGCAUGGAGCGUCUGGCCAAGUGUUUGGGUGGUGAGAUCGUGAGCACCUUCGACACUCCCGAGGAUGUGACCCUCGGUCGCUGUGACAAGAUAGAGGAGAUCCUCGUCGGCGAGGACAAGCUGAUCCGUUUUAGCGGUUGUGCACGCGGCGGUGCGUGUUCUGUGAUACUUCGUGGUGCAUCAUCCCACGUGCUCGAUGAGGCAGAGCGCUCACUUCACGACGCACUGGCUGUGCUCUCCGAGACGAUUUCGGACGGUAAGGUGGUCUGUGGCGGCGGUUGUGCGGAGCUGGAGAUGGCCACCGCUGUAUUCGAGUGCGCCAAGACCAUAGAGGGCAAGGAAAGCCUUGCCGUUGAGGCGUUCGGCGCGGCUCUGCUGAAGCUGCCCGAGUAUAUCCUGUCCAACGGCGGCUACGAUGCAGCCGAUGUUGUGAGCAAGCUGCGAGCUGCGCACGUGUCAGGCAAUGUACAUGCCGGAAUCGACAUCGAACGUGGUGACGUGGGCAACAUGAUGGAGCUGGGUAUAUACGAGAGUCUGAAAUCGAAGAUGUCGCAAGUGUGCCUUGCUACGGAGGCUGCUGAGACCAUCGUGCGCGUCGACGACAUAAUCAAGUGCGCCCCCCGCGAGCGCCAGCCGGGAGUGUGA